CCGACGCUUUAAAGGCGGAGCCUCACAAAGGUGGACUUUGGACCGGAGAGUUAGUUAACACACUUAAAACAAACCCAGGGCAAGCAAGUGUGGAUUAGGUGAAACUCUUAAUGAAUCUUCAUACUGGAAUACUUGAACUACAACACUUGUUGCCGAAACGAGUCCGGAUGGUUUUGACGCGAGAUCAGCGUUGAGAUUGUCAACCUGCCGUGGAAACAAUGCAGGACUAGUUCAACGACUCACCCACACAAAUGAUGACAGAUGUUGAUGGAAAUGUUUAUUUUUCAAUGGACCUUCUGGCUUCUUUUAAUGGCUUUUCACAAGUUGGCCUGCGGUUUGGAAGGAUAUGAUUACCCAGAAGUAACCUGCUCACAGGGUCUCUCUCAGUGUUCGGUGAUGAAUGAGAUGCCACUCAACAUCCCACAGAGCGAUGCUGUGGAUGUCAAGAAGCUGACAGCAAAAGUGGAGCUGCGCUGUGGGGACAAUGCAGCGUGCACAAUAUGUCUGCUGAUUGACACUCAGCUCUACGUCCAAGUGGAAGAAGAUAUGGACCAACAUCGACACAACCAGGAGGCGAAUAACUCAACAGUGGCAGCGUUCGUGGCCUUGUGUUACAAAACGCCACAGACUAUCCCGGCCUGCAAGCGGGUCAGCUUCACGGUCAAACGCACGACUCUUCUGCAGAACUUGGUGACGGUAUCCUUGAUCAUCUCCAAGCCAGCUGGGAUUUCCUUCAGCAGCAUUGUGCUCGUUUACUCUGAUGAAUCAAUGCAGCCAAUCAAAGUGGACGUACCCUCUCUGAAUGAAGUGUGCUCCAAAAAGCUGACCCAACACAUUGAAGAAUGUCACAUGCCCCAAGUCAGCAGUGUAAUUAAUCAAGAAAUGAAUCAGGUGGAGCUGAAGUUUGCUGCCAUAAACAUGAGGUUUCCUUCAAUGUGCAUCCAGUAUGAGGCCAAUGGAAUAUGCCAGAUUUGGACGAGGAAAACCAUCCCACUGCACUCUGUGGCCCCCUGCUUGUGUCUCCAGGUUUGGGAGGACGACGAGCGGAGGCCGAGACGCUUUCGAAGCUGCCCCUUCAAAAACGAACGGUUCCUCCACACCAGCCUGCUGCGCCACAACGUGUCCACUUCGGUGGUUUACGCUCAAAUGAACAACCGAGGCCAAAUGCUGCAGUGGAACGUGUCUGCCCCCUGUCGGCUGGAGGGGGAAGUGUGGCCCUGUCGACGGACUGGGCGUCACAGCUGCAUUGAAAUUGAAGGCUUCAGGCAGCUGCUGAACAAAACAACAUGGAAGCAAAGCAAUGGACGCUGGGUAAAAAUGGUGGUCUUUGAAAACAUCAACCUGCAGCUUUCGCCAUGCGUGAUGAUGAAAGUAGGAAGUGAAGCAGACCUCCCCCUCGGUCCUUUCUGUCAUCACAACUCAGCCGCCAGGCGGCGCUGGUGUUUGCUGCUAGUGGCUCUUUUGCUGCUGGUUUCCUUGGCGACACUGAUGUUGUGUUACCUGCAUGACUUUGUCAAGGAAUGUGUGCACAUAGCUUCCCGUGGAGUUAGGACAAGUCCGCACGUCGUGCUCCUGAGUCCUCCAGGUGUUGACAAGGACGUUUCAGAGAAGGUCUGUGACCUGGGCUCUAUGCUCAAGCAGCAGAAGUUGAGUGUGUGCGUGGACCAGUGGAGCAGGAGGGAGCAGCACAGUCUGGGCCCCGUGGUCUGGCUUCACUCCCAGCUGCUGCACUCCAAGAGCCGUGCGGUGCUCAUCUUGACCCCCGGAGCCUUGGAGCUGGCGCAUGAGUCGAGCCGUCGGCACCAGGAGGCGGAAGGAGACUUUGGGGAUGUGCCUCUCAUACCGUCUCCCUACUCGGACGCUUUCACCGCCUCGCUGUGCCUCAUCCACCAGGACAAGCAGAAGGGUCGCGUCGGACAUCGUUUUCUCCUGGUCACCUUUGACCCCAGCGUGGUGAAGCGCCACGCUCGCUCAGCGGGACUGUUUGAGGGCCUUGAGCUGCUCCAUAUUCCCUCCCAGACCAAAACUUUAAUAUAUGAGCUUGGAAAGGGGAAGCCUAGGUUGGAUGGAGAUUAAAGUAAUUGUGUGUUGCAA
Messenger RNA from Nerophis lumbriciformis (worm pipefish), 2094 nucleotides. RefSeq names its product interleukin 17 receptor C (gene il17rc). Gene Ontology annotation, molecular function: interleukin-17 receptor activity. Lineage: Eukaryota; Metazoa; Chordata; Actinopteri; Syngnathiformes; Syngnathidae. The record is from RefSeq and is a predicted model, not a curated record.